UCGUAGCACUCCAGCAAGCCACCAAGAUGCCGAGGAACGCUGUACCGUCGUUAGUGUUUUUCUUGCUCCUCGCGGGGGCUUUAUCCCCCGGCAGAACGGUGGAGGUGUCCGUGUGGGACGUUGACGUCAACUCGACGCAGCAUGCUGUUUUCCGGAAGACUCUGUACGCCAACACCACUGUUUUCAUGAAGUUCCGGGGCGUCAUCGGCGCGUGCGAUCAAAACGUGGCCUUCAACAUCAGUUGGUACCUGCGCUCCUCUGUGUGCUACAACGAGAUCUUCAACACGCCCGACAACAAGGCCAUCAACAUGUUCGCCAUGGAGCACAUGCUCAAGGAGGGCUGGAGCGGCUUCUACAGUCAGGGCUACGUCUACUUUGAGAACUGCUUGGCUCUCUUUUCGCCAAAGGUGUACUAUACAGACUUCAAUCCGUAUCAACCACUGGCCAGCCCAACAAGUGACGCUUCCAAUCAAAGUCUUAUUUGGCCCGACAAACCGGAUUUAGGCGCCGUUGCCAAGGCAUGGGAGGACAGCCCGUACUUGUUCAUCGUUAAGGUGCAGCCGCUCUUCCGCGGCGUGGAUGACGAGGACGAGGACUCUGCGACCGAGCAUCUCAACUUUGCCUUCACCAUGAAAGUGGAGAUGAAGGGACCACAUGACUACUCCUCCCCGGCUGAUUGGCCCCAGAUGAUGUUCUUCAUGGUCAUGUGCAUCGUCUAUGUGCUCUUCGGCGCCCUCUGGCUCUUCUGGUGUGCCUGCUACUGGCGGGACCUGCUCAGGGUCCAGUUCUGGAUCGGCGGCGUCAUCCUCCUGGGCAUGCUGGAGAAGGCCGUCUUCUACUCCGAGUACCAGAACAUCCGCUACCGAGGAGACUACGUUGAGGGUGCCGUGAUUUUCGCUGAGCUGCUUUCUGCGCUGAAACGAUCUCUGGCCCGCAUCCUGGUCCUCAUCGUCAGCCUGGGUUACGGUAUCGUCAAACCCAGGUUGGGUACCACGGUGCACCGGCUGGCUGCCGUCGGGCUGCUCUACCUGCUCUUCUCCUCGGUGGAGGGUGUGCUUAGGGUGACGGGUCCCCAGAAGCCAGUUUCACUCAGAGCAUGUGGUCUGGGUUUCUAUGGUACAGUGGCCCUGGGGGCCAACCUCAGUCUCUCCCUCAUUGACUCCUGUGUCAUGUGGUGGAUCUUCAUUAGCCUGUCGCAAACCACUCGUAUGCUGAAGCUGCGGCGGAAUGUUGUCAAGCUGUCCUUGUACCAACAUUUCACCAACACGCUCAUCUUCUCCAUGCUCGCCUCCAUUAUUUUCAUCAUCUGGACCACCAAGGUCUUCAAGCUAGUGGACUGCCAGAAGAGCUGGAGGGACUUAUGGGUGGACGACGCCUUCUGGCGGCUGCUCUUCUCCACUAUCCUGCUGGUCAUCAUGGUGCUGCUGAGGCCCUCUGCCAACAACCAAAGGUUCUCCCACUUGUCUCUGAUCGAUGACGAGGAUGAAGACGCGGAGGAUGCCAAAGAGCCCAUGUUGAACGAAGCCUUUGCGGGGAUGAAGAUGAGAGGAUCCAAGCCGGAUGCCAGCGGCUCCCAGAAGUUCUUGAGUCAAGAGGAUGAAGACCUGAAAUGGGUUGAGGAGAACAUUCCAACAACAGUCGCUGAUCUAGCUCUCCCUGCUAUGCUGGAUGAGGAAGAGGAAAUCCUGAAAACUCAAAUUGAGCGAUCCAAAAUGGAGUGACUACCGGAGGACAUGGGUAAAUAUCCAAAGUGGUUGGAAAGCCAUCUGGAACGUGUCCGUGCACUCACUUUGCUCUAAAGUCGUCACCUACAUUCCACCCCAAAAAAGAUACAAAUAAAAAUCAGGUGGAGUUGAAAUAUGCAAGGUUAGAUUAUAUAUCUAGAACAAAUGAGCCAAUGUUUCUUGCCAUUUUAUAGAUACUUCAUAUGGGGUAACUGAAGGAAGCAAUGUUAAAAUGCACUAUAUUACACACAAGUACCCCAACCCAAUCAGCUACUGUAUUUCCAUACUUGAAGGAUAUCACUGAAAUCAGAGGGGGAUCUAACUACUGAUGUUCCCUAGAGAGAAUGUAACGUGGUAUGGAAACCAUUUUGAGCAUUUAGCCGAUAUCCUUGAUACUCAGCUUAAGGUCCACGCGCUACUAUGAUCGUUGUCCUUACAAGUAAAACAGUUCCCCAUACUAGUCAGAAAUCAAAUAACAUAGAUAUCAAGGAUAUUGAACGAAGGUUCAAAUGGCUUUCCGUAACAUGGUGAGCCCCACCCUCUAGCCCCCCCCUCCAAAACAAAAAGAAAGGAAAAUAUGUUUCACAGGAGUUGUUCUGUCUUUCUAAAGGUUCUUUUUAGCACUUAAGUCCAGAUGUACGGCACAUAAUGUUACUUUUUUAAAUUUCCCAAGUCAACAUUAUUAUAAAGUAUAUCAUUGGGGUUUUCUGUUCUGCGCCCGACCCAAUUACAUCGCUCUGCAAUCUACUGACGUACGUAUGCGUGGGUAUCACCAAUGACUUAAUUUAUGCUUGUUUGUUAUGUUCAAAUCAUUUAUUUUUGUUUAAAAUCUAACUUUAUGGAUGUGAGUCUGCAAUGUGUAACGUCAAGCAGUAAAUGUCCAGCAAAUAAAGUUUUUAUUGAAAGACUUAAA
Phycodurus eques (leafy seadragon) is the source of this 2637-nucleotide messenger RNA. Its product is annotated as transmembrane protein 87A-like. The transcript has 21 exons. Bases 27 to 1721 code for a protein of 564 amino acids. The record is from RefSeq and is a predicted model, not a curated record. Lineage: Eukaryota; Metazoa; Chordata; Actinopteri; Syngnathiformes; Syngnathidae. Gene Ontology annotation, biological process: retrograde transport, endosome to Golgi. Gene Ontology annotation, cellular component: Golgi apparatus; Golgi cisterna membrane.